Knipowitschia caucasica is the source of this 267-nucleotide messenger RNA. The record is from the annotation of a GenBank genome assembly. NCBI's taxonomy places the organism in Eukaryota, Metazoa, Chordata, Actinopteri, Gobiiformes, Gobiidae.
AUGGUCUUAGAUAAUUGUGGGGUAGGGGGGGGGGGGGGGUGGAGGGUGGGGUGGGGGUGGGGGGGGGGUUGGGUGAGCUUUGUGGGGGGGGGAGUGGGGGGGGGUGGGGGGGGGGGGGGGGGGGGGGGGUGGGGGGGGGGGGGGGGGGGGGUGGUGGGGUUGGGGGGGGGGGGGGGGGGGGGGGGGGUGUGGGGGGGGUGGGGGGGUGGGGGGGGGGGGGGGGGAGGUGGGGGGGGGGGGGGGGCUUUCGGUGCUUUUCAGGUAUGA